Rhizopus microsporus ATCC 52813 is the source of this 1605-nucleotide messenger RNA. Its product is annotated as putative 3-hydroxy-3-methylglutaryl coenzyme A synthase. Gene Ontology annotation, molecular function: hydroxymethylglutaryl-CoA synthase activity. The transcript has 4 exons. NCBI's taxonomy places the organism in Eukaryota, Fungi, Mucoromycota, Mucoromycetes, Mucorales, Rhizopodaceae. Bases 134 to 1483 code for a protein of 449 amino acids. The record is from RefSeq and is a predicted model, not a curated record. Gene Ontology annotation, biological process: acetyl-CoA metabolic process.
AAAAAAAAAAGCUGCUCCCUAAAAUUUUUUUUGAGCUAUAAAAUCAAGUCUGUGCUUCAUUGCGCAUUUAUUUCAUUUUUUUCCCUUCUUUAUCUUCUCUGUGUGUACCUGUGCGCCUGUGUAUCUGUGUAAAAUGACUGCUACUAAUUAUCCUCAAAAUGUCGGUAUCUUGGCUAUGGAGAUGUACUUUCCCAAGAGAUGUGUCAUUCAAUCAGAAAUGGAAGUCUUUGAUGGUGUAAGCGCAGGAAAAUAUACUAUUGGCCUUGGUCAAGAAAAAAUGGCCUUUAUUGAUGACCGUGAAGACGUUCAGUCUAUUUGCUUAACUGCUGUCCAAAACUUGAUGGAAAAGUACAAUAUUGCUUACACUGAUAUUGGUAGACUCGAAGUUGGUACAGAAACAAUCAUUGACAAAUCCAAGGCAGUCAAGACUGUUUUGAUGACCCUCUUUUCUGAACACGGCAAUACCGAAAUUGAAGGCAUUGACACUACCAAUGCUUGUUAUGGUGGUUUCUCUGCUUUUUCUAAUGCAGUCAACUGGAUUGAAUCAAGUUCUUGGGAUGGUCGAUAUGCUAUUGUCGUUGCUGGUGAUUUGGCUCUCUAUGCAUCUGGUGCUGCUCGUCCUACUUCGGGUGCUGGUGUCGUUGCUAUGUUGAUCGGCAAGGAUGCCCCUAUCGUCCUCGAACGCGGUCUUCGUGCAACACAUAUGGAGCACGCCUACGAUUUUUAUAAGCCCGAUAUGCAUUCCGAAUAUCCUGUUGUGGAUGGCAAGUUCUCAAAUGUCUGCUAUCUUCGCGCUUUUGAUACCUGUUAUCGCCGUUACAUGUCUCGUUUGAGUAAGUUGGAAAACAAGGAAAAGCCAAGCAUGGAUGAUAUCGACUAUGUCGUCUGUCACUCUCCCUAUGCAAAGUUAGUCAACAAAUCAUUUGCUCGUGCAGCAUACAAUGACUUCCUUCUUGAUACUGAAAACGAAAAAUAUGCAAUCCUGCAACCUUUCCAAAGUUUGACUUAUGCUGAAUCUCUUGAAAAUAGAGAUUUGGAAAAGGCCUGUAUGACAUUCACCAAGUCAGGUUAUACUCAAAAAGUUGGUCCAUGUGCCUUUGUUCCUAAGCAGAUUGGCAACAUGUACACGGCUGCUGUCUGGGCUGGUUUAGCUUCUCUUAUCUCUGAAGUUGACUCAGACAUACUUCAGGGUAAGCGCAUCUUGCUCUACUCUUAUGGUUCUGGUUUAGCUGCUUCCAUGGUUUCCUUCCGUGUGAACUCAUCAACAGAAAGUAUCAAGAGCAACCUCAACCUUCGUGAUCGUUUAGCUGCUCGUACUCAUUCUAAACCUGAAGAAUUUGCUGAAGCUAUGGCUAUUCGUGAAAAGACCCAUAACGUCUGUGACUAUACUCCUGUUGGAAACCUUGACAAUAUUGACUCUGGUGUUUACUAUAUUGAAAAGAUUGAUGAUAAAUGGAGAAGAUUCUACAAGCGCAAGGAUUAAGUUUGGAGCAUAUUUAUACAUACAUAAUAUUUUUAGGAAUUAUUCGAAUAUAAUUUAAAAUUUAAAAUCAAUAAUAGCAAUUACACUUUAGUUAUCAAUCUUUUCUUUAUUAUUAAAAAGGC